Messenger RNA from Nicotiana tabacum (common tobacco), 606 nucleotides. Lineage: Eukaryota; Viridiplantae; Streptophyta; Magnoliopsida; Solanales; Solanaceae. The record is from RefSeq and is a predicted model, not a curated record.
AUGGGUCUCCUCAAACAACCCGACUCCAACCCUAACAACAACCUCAACCAGCUCGAAGAGUUCGACGAGAACGAUGUUUUCUGGUACGAAUCCUCUGAUUGUUCCAGUGUUGCUAACUCUUUUUCUCCCCCUGCCCUUUCCACCUCCUCUUCCCCUACGCGCCUCCUCCCUCAACGCGCCGCAACACUCUACAAAUCCUCCAAUUCCGGCCUUUCCGCUGCUCUCUCCGACGAUCACCACCCCCUCGUCCGCCGCAAAUCUACGCUCAAUCCUUCCGUUUCUGCCGCAUCCGCUGCCAAAAUGAUUCCGCCUGUGUUUCGUUCGGAGAAUUCAAAUCCCAAUUCUCUGCCUAAAUUUCACCAGUCGGCUCCGGUGAACGUGCCCCUGUGGCAGAAGAAGAGUACUGGACCGUUGGGUGGAUUUGACCGGUUCGAUGAGGUGGACGACGAGCUGCUAGAAGACCAGGUAAUGGUUCCUCCUCACGUGAUGGUGGCUCAGUCGCACGUGACGUUCUCGGUUUUCGAAGGCGUUGGGCGGACGCUAAAAGGCAGGGACUUGCGGCGUGUUCGUAACGCUGUCUUUCAGCAAACAGGUUUUCUUGAUUGA